AUGAAAAGAUUUGCAGUUAGAAAUAUUAAUUCAAACAUUUUUUUAUUUAAUAUGCAUUUUAAAAAAUGUAGUUUUUAUAGUAGUAAAAAAAAUGAACAAAAUAUGAUUAUGAAAACAGAAUAUUUAUCUCAUGAAAACUAUGACGACGUUGAAUUUGAUGAAAAAUUACCUUCCAAUUUAAGUUUUGAUUUAAAUGUAGAUGAUAAAUGGAGAGAAAAAGAAGAGAUAGAAUAUAACAAUUUUUUGAAAAAACACAAAUGCAACGUUAACAAGGAGGCAUUUAAAAUAGAAACAUCAACUAAUUCUAAUAGUAAAUCUAUGAUUAACAACCUGAAUGUUUCUAGUGAAAAAUUUCUUAAAGACAGUUACACAAAAAAUGAUAAUUUUAACUUUGAUAAAAAAUAUUUUUAUGAAAAUGCAGAAUUUAUAUCAGAAAUGAACAAUUAUGAAAAUAUCAUUCAAAGUGAAAAUGAAUUAGAUGAUGCGUAUAAUUGCGAUAAUAGAAUUAAUUCAGAAACAAAUUUAAAAGAUUUAGAUAAAAAUUUCAGUUUAAGUAAUAUGAAUUCAGAUUUUUCUAAAGAUAGUAUAGAGAAGAAUUUUUCUAAUAGUCAUGUAGAUGACAUUAUAAAUGUAGAAUAUAUUAAAAAUUUAAUUGAUAAAAAAGAGAAAAGUGUUAACUCAGUCAUAUAUAUUUUGGAUAUUUUAAAAAAAAAAAAUGAUAUAUUAUAUGAAAUAGAGGAGGAAUAUAUAAAUAAAUUGUUCAAAAUAUUAUAUGAAAAUUUUGAAAAGGUAUCUUACAAAAACUUAAUGUAUAUAUUAGGAUUAAUGAAUGAAUUAAAUAUGAAAAAUAAAAUUAGAGAUAUAUCUUAUGAAAUAAUGAAAAUUUUAAAUAAAGAAAAAACCAACGCAAAUGAUAAUAAAGAAAAAAUAAAGUUGUGUAUAUAUUAUAUAACAAUAUUGAAUAAUUGCUCAUUAUAUUUUGUUGAAUUUUAUGACUAUUUAACUGUUAAAAUAAAGUAUAUGGAUUAUGAUGAACUAACUACAUUUGCCAAUGAAUGCUUUAAGCACAGUUUGAGAACUAAACAUUAUUUAGAUAAAGUUGUUAUUGUAUGUAUGGAAAGAUUUGAUGGAUUUAAUUUGAAUCAAAUAAAGUCAUUAUGUUAUUCUUUUCAUCGUUUUUGCAAAGAAUAUUCUAAUUUCUAUGACUUAUCCUUAAGUACAAUAAUAAAAAAUAUUGACAAAUUUGAUUUAACUUUUUACCAUUUGAUAUUGAAAAUAGCCAAUAACUUUAAACAUGAUGAAAAAUAUAUUAAUUUAAUUGCACUAGUUGCUAAACAAGUUAUUUUAAAUAUACAAAAUAUGAGAAAAUCAAAUGCUAAAAUAUAUUCAUUAAAUAAAAAAGAAAAAGAGCAAACAUGCGAUUAUAUCAACGAAGAAGAGAAUGUUAAAAAUAGUAUUAAUAUAAAACAAACAUAUGAAAACAUGAAUGAACAAAUAAUAAAAAACAAAAAAACAAGGAAUAUUAAUCAAAAAAAUGGCAGAACGGACAAAAAACACGAGGAUAAUGAGAAUAAUAAAAUAGAAAAAGAGAUAAAAGAAUACGAUGCUGAAAAAAGAAAUGAAAUGUCUAAUGUCAUUAAAAAUGAGUUAAAAGAUGACUUUAAAAUAGAGAAUGAAUUUUAUGAUAAUAAUAGAGAAAAUGAAAUAAUAAAAACAAUCCAAUGUUUAAAAUAUUUCGAAUAUAAUAAAAAAAAUAAUAAUGAAGUUAAAAACGCAGUAAAUAAUAUUUAUGAAUUAAUUAAUGAAAAUAUAGAAUGUAUCAAAUAUUUAGAUAUAGAAGAUGUCGUUUAUUCGAUUGUUUGUUUUUGUUCUUAUAACAAAAGAAUUAUAUUAUAUAAUAAUCUUUUAGAUAUACUUUGUGAAAAAUCUAACGAAUUAAUACAUGCUAAAAAUAUUUCUCUGUGGAUAUAUCCUCUUAUAAGCUUAUCAAAAAUAUCUUGGUUUCAUAUGAAUUAUAUGAUAAAUAUAUUUAAUUUUAUAAAAGAUACUUAUGUAUUAAGUAGGUUGAGCGUUUUUCAGCUAUUGAAACUGUUGUCAUCCAUUGUUAAAAUGAAUGUAUACGACGAAAAAAUAUAUAAAAUAUUAAUUGAAAAAUUAUAUAAAGAAUGGGAUAUAAUAAAAAAGAAAAUUAUUGAUAUAUCUACCUUCUUGUGGUCAUGUGCAUAUGUUAAUAUUAUUUAUAAACCACUUUUUGAUGACUCAUAUAAAUUAAUAAUUGAUUUAUUAAAUAAAGAAUCAUUUGAUGUUAAUAAUGCUAUAUAUAAAAAUUGUUUUGUUAAUAUUACUUGGUCAUUUAUUGUAGCUAAUUAUCAUAAAACACAGAAAGAUUUUGAUAAAAUUUUAAAUAUGACCUUUUUAAACAGGAAUCCACACGAUUCGCAGGCUUUUAAAAGGUUACAUCAAAUCGCUGAUUCAUGUUUUAAAGAAAUACCUAAGUCAUUAAUUGAUUUAAAAUGCUUAGAUAUUAUGUAUAAAUAUUGUAUGCAUGAAAAAUGCAAAAUUUUAAGAAGUGAUUUCAAUAUAUAUAAAAAGGAAAAAGAUGCAAUGAAAAUAAGAAAUAAAAUAUUAGAUGAAUUAAUUCAUAUUUUAAAAAGUUUUAAUAUUUCAUUUAAUCUUCAUUUUGAACCAUAUCAUAAUUCUCCAUAUAUAAUAGACAUUGUUUUAAAUCAAAAAAUGCAAAUAGGUAUAUGUGUUUUUAGCAAAGAACAUUUAAUGAGAACUUUAAAAAAGUCGUCUUGGGAUUUUUUAAACACUGGUUUUGUUUCAUUGCAAAUGAGAAUUUUAUAUGCUCAUGGGUGGAAGAUUAUUCCUAUCAAUGCGGGAGAAUGGCUUCAAUUAAAUUUUGAUAAAAAAAAAUCAUUUUUAUAUGAAUAUUUUAAACAGCAUUCAAUACAAAUAUAA
This is a messenger RNA of Plasmodium relictum, 2961 nucleotides long. Its product is annotated as RAP protein, putative. The coding region runs from base 1 to 2961 and encodes 986 amino acids. The record is from RefSeq and is a predicted model, not a curated record. The transcript is spliced from 2 exons. NCBI's taxonomy places the organism in Eukaryota, Apicomplexa, Aconoidasida, Haemosporida, Plasmodiidae.